Molecule: messenger RNA, 1287 nt
Organism: Anoplopoma fimbria (sablefish)
Lineage: Eukaryota; Metazoa; Chordata; Actinopteri; Perciformes; Anoplopomatidae
Product: ankyrin repeat domain-containing protein 1-like
Exons: 11
Coding region: 1-1287 (428 amino acids)
Biological process (GO): regulation of transcription by RNA polymerase II
Cellular component (GO): nucleus
Molecular function (GO): RNA polymerase II-specific DNA-binding transcription factor binding
Source: RefSeq, a predicted model, not a curated record
AUGAUGUCCAGUAACCAGGAGAGGUAUGAUCUGAACAAGGAGAAGUAUGAUCUGAACCAGGAGAGGUAUGAUGUGAACCAGGAGAAGCAUGUUCUGAACCAGGAGAAGUAUGUUCUGAACCAGGAGAGGUAUGAUCUGAACCAGGAGAAGUAUGAUCUAAACCAGGAGAGGUAUAAUGUGAACCAGGAGAGGUAUGAUCUGAACCAGGAGAGGUAUGAUCUGAACCAGGAGAAGUAUGAUGUGAACCAGGAGAAGUAUGAUCUGAACCAGGAGAGGUAUGAUCUAAACCAGGAGAAGUAUGAUUUGAACCAGGAGAAGUAUGAUCUGAACCAGGAGAGGUAUGAUCUGAACCAGGAGAGGUAUGAUCUAAACCAGGAGAAGUAUGAUUUGAACCAGGGUGUGAACUGUGAGGUUCUGUUGGAGCACCGCUCUAGUCGGCAUUUCCGGGACUUCAUGAGACGGAGUUCAGGGGUGAACCAGGGAGCAGUGUGGGUGGAGGACGGAGGAUACGAGGCGUCUGUCUCUCAGGAAAAGCAGGACUCUGUUCGUCCAAUCAACCUAAAGACGGACAAAUCCGGUCGCCUGGUUCUGGAGACUCCUGCUGACCUCCAGAACCUCCUGCUGCUGAGGAAGACCAAGAGAGAGCAGAAAGCUGCUGUCAGGAAACCUGCUGCUGCGCCCCCUGCUGUCCAGACAGUGCCUUACUACGUGGACGAGGAGGAUUUCUUUACGGCCUGUGAUCAGAAGCAGCUGCUGCUGAUUGACAGGUACCUGUCCACAGGUGGAGACGUCAACGCCUGCGACGCGUUUGAGCGUACAGGUCUGCAACGAGCAAGUUCUCAGGGUCACACAGAGGUCGUAACUAAACUGUUGGAGGCCGGAGCAAACAUCCACAGCAGAGACAAGCUGUGGUCCACUUGUGUCCACUCCGCCUGUCGAGGAGGACGUCUGUCAGUACUCAAACUGCUGUUGAACCAUGGAGCGGACAUUACUGCAACAGACAAGCUGGACAGCACUCCCCUUCAUGUCUCUGUGAGGACCGGACACCACGACUGUGUUGAACACCUCAUUCACUGUGGAGCCAAAGUCAACACACAGGACAAGGAGGGAGACACUCCGCUCCACGACGCUGUCCGACUCAACAGAUAUAAAAUCCUCCAGCUGUUGUUACUGCACGGGGCCAACACACACACCACAAACCAGAAUGGACAUUGUCCUCUGGACGGGGUGUUGGAGUGGCAGAGUGAAACAAAGAGCCUCCUCAUCGAGCAGAUCCACAGGAAGUGA